UCCGGCUGACACCACUUCCACCCCCAAGGCGUAUGCCACCAAGUUUUUCAACAAGCUGUCCGAGGCGGAGAAGUGGGAACUUGAACAAGACCUGCUCAACGCCAUGCUGAACAACGCCUGGGGGAAACCUGACUCCAGGACAUCGGAAAUCCAAGACUUCAAGAAGAACGUCGGCCAGUUCUUCGACCAGCUCAUUUGCAAGCAAAAGGUACUCCCCAGUAGCCCCCAAGCAUGUAGGCGGAAACUCAAAAAGUAGUUAGCGCUUAGAUGCUUAGAGAAAGAUUACUUCCGGGAGAUUACUAAAUUGGAUCAGUAGCCCCCAAGCAUUAUGGCGGAAACGUUCCGGCAAUGAUGCUUUGGAGAAAACCACUUUACAGGCGGAAUUUUUACUCCUGCUCUGUCUAUGUUUUACAGGAACAGCAGGCGCUGCACUAUGAGCUGCACAAGAACAUUGCGCUUCAGCGCCGCGUUACUCUGAAUCAGGCGGAAAAUAUCCGGACUCUGAAGGAUGAGAAUGCGGAACUGACCAAGCAACUGGCGGACGCCCAAGGCGCAUCCUCUUCCCUUGCUACAGCCUCAUCUGAACUUGAGAACCUGCGCUCCUCGUACCAAGAUUUGGAAACGAAAUUAAAGGAGGCGGAACUAAAGAGGGAGCAGGCCGAGAAGCAGCUGGCGGAGAAAAACUCCGAACAUAUCAGGGAAAAGGGCGAGCUGUUGCUGAAGAAAAAUGCUGACAGCGAAACCAUCAAGAGGCAGCAGAAAGAGCUCAAUGGUCUCCGGAAAUAUAUGGAGACCGCGGAGCAUCACUGGGACAUGCUCAACGAGAACAUCUUGGGUACGAUACUGAAACCUUGCCCAAAUGUUUUCUCCGACUUUUUACUUUGCGCUCAAACUGCAUACUUAUAUCCUGAUUAUCUUUACGCAGAGCCGCUUGGAUAUCCGGAGCAGCGCCGGAAUUUGUUCCCCCGGGACGACCUUCUUCAACUCGCAGGCGACGAUUGCAAAGAUCUCAUCUCCGCCUCCCGCAAGAUAUGCUACAACUUAUCCAUCAAGAGGAGUCGCACAUGCAACGUUCGCAAGCUUGUUGGAAAGAUGGAUGUUCUGCCGGAGCUGGUGACGGAUCUGCAAGCAUCAUCAGCCCGAGGCGCAGCUGCAAUGGCCUUGACCAUGUGCCUAGCACAUAAUCCGGGUCUUGAUCUUGAUCAAGUGACCACGGGCGUUCCUCCGGAUGCGGAUGUCAGCGCGCUGCUGGAUGCAGUGAGCGGCUACGACACCCGUAUCGCGCGCAGGAUCCGGCAUGAUGAAUUCUACGACAAGGUCGUUCUUCCCGCCGACGAGCCCUUGGAAGAGGAACUUCAGAAAGAGCUCGCCGCGAAGGCACGACCUGCGGAAUCCGGGACCCAAUACACCUGGACCAGCUCCAAGGACGCUCCCCAAGAGGAACCCAAGACCAGUACUGCUGCUUCUGAAGAAGAAGAAAGUGAUGAAGACGUGUCUUCUCCGGCCGAAGACCCCGAGAAGAAAGACUCAGAGGGCAAGACUUCUCCGGCCAAGGGGGGGUGAAAACUUUUAUUCCUGCGGGAGAGACAAUGCAUCAUUUUGGCCCCAGCGAGGGUUUGUAAUAUAACUUUAAAUUCUUAAGUAUCUAGGGACGAAACAAUUAUGCAUGGGCGGAAAACUUAUCCUGCUAUCCUUUUGAAUUAUUUGCAUGUUUCGUUUUAUGUCAGAAAGCAAGUGCUGACUUCAUUGUUUUCCGGCUUAUUCGCUUGACCUUCCGCGAGCCGGAAAACCUUAGCCGGAAAUGCUCGCCGGCGGCGACGAAGCCCAAUGGCAGUCCGUCCAUAACCGCGGAAACAAGCCCCCAGGCAUAGGUGCCGGAAAUCGCUACUAGGAAUCCACGAGUUCGCAACAGAUAACAACUUAAUCAGAAAACUUAAGCUUACGUCUUAAAAGACGGUUUUGGA
Lolium perenne is the source of this 1964-nucleotide messenger RNA. RefSeq lists its product as uncharacterized. The record is from RefSeq and is a predicted model, not a curated record. NCBI's taxonomy places the organism in Eukaryota, Viridiplantae, Streptophyta, Magnoliopsida, Poales, Poaceae.